UACUUUUUUUGUAAUGGAGGUUUGCAUGCUCAAAUUGAGCUGAGAAAUGUGCUGUUGGUGAAACUGUUACUGGCAACGCUUCCCAUGCUGAGUAGCUUGAAGCUAAGUAACCGUAUGAAGUAUGUUGUACAGAUAGAAGGGACUUUUGUAUAUGAUGGUCACUUGUACUGGGGAGGAGAAACCCAAAAUCAGAAUUCUUACCAGCCAUGUAGGUUGUCAAUGGGAGGUCAGUUACUUCUUUCAUAAAAGGCAACUCAUAAGUUUCUUACCAAUCCAUAAGUGCAAUGGGCUAAAACAAAACAACAGGUUUUAAAGUGUGAAAAUCAUCUGCCAUGAAUGGGACAGAAACUGUAGUUUUCCAUAAUGUGAAGAAUGGGAGAGAUUCUGUUUUACAACCGUCUGUGUAUUAUGACAAUGCAUGAUUUUAUAAACUCAGGUAAUGAAACAUACAUGGACAGUUGAUAUGUGGACAGUCAGGAGUAUACUAUACAUCUUUUGUAUAGUAAUACUUUUCUUGAGGUUUUGUUGUACUGUUAUAGCGGCUUUGUUGCUUCCGUCAAACUGCUUUGCAUGUUUUACAUGUUUUGUUUGUGAAUGCUUUUGUUUUCUCUUUGCAAGGCUUGGUCAUGUUUGUGUUCCUUGCUCUUUCUCUCUUUUCUGUUUUAGACGCUUUUUAUGAUGGACGGUUAUAUCGUUGUGGUAUUAAGUUUAGUGGCGAGAAUCUUAACGAGGCAAGUGACGGUGAAGCUAACGUAGCUUCUGUCUCGUCGCCAGAUUGUCAGCAAGAAAGUGAUGACGAAGACUGGGAGGAGAGAGAGGCCUCAAGGACACAUUCUGUCAAGUUUACCGAUGAUCUGGACCAAGAUCAGAACAAAGAGACACCGUUUGUUCGGCAAAAUACACCACAUCCUAAGGAACUGAAGGCAAAGGCAUUUAAAUUAUUUGGCAAAGGAAAGGCUCCUGAUGGAAAGGCUGCUGGUGGAAAGGCGGUUGAUGGAAAGGCUGCUGCAGAACAAUUGGAUGCCAGUAAAGUUCAGUUUGAACCAGAGAAACAGACCUCUGAGAUGGAGCCACUACCUCUGAGUGAGCUGAAUUCACAUAUGGACACAUCUGUGAAAGAUGUGGAUGACACAAAGGAGGUGGGCAAUAAAAUUCCAUCCAAACAAGUCAUCAUGACUCAGGCGCCAGCCACAGUGAUAUCUUCAGAACCUGAGAACCAAUUGGCUUCUGAAGCUCAGGAGUCUGGAAGUGAAGAGAAAGAGUCAAGUGAGAUGGAGGUUGAUGAAGAUGCAAAUGAAGAUCAGGAGGAUGAGGAGACUGAAAAGCAUGUUGGCUUUGAGGUGGAAGAGGAGGAGGAUGCUAGUGCAAGACCAAACAGACUGCAUCGUCGGGACACGCCACACCACCUGAAAGACAGGCGCAUCAAUGUAAACCUUGAUCACAGCAAGGUAGCAUCUAUUAUUGCACAGGCUAUCAGUAAGAAGAAGGAGGAUGAUGUAGAUAAAGGUAGUUUCUAUCCUACACCACCAGAGUCAGUUGGAGAACAGAGCCAAGCAACCUUGAGAGAGCAUCAUCGACUGGUUUGUAUCAGUACACAGUACAACAUGCUCUGUUGUUUGUCUGCUGAUGCAGUUGACAUGUUGAAAGCACAACGAACAGCUGCUGGCUUGGGUCUCUCUAUAGCAGGUGGUAGAGGUUCUACUCCUUUCAAAGGAGAUGAUGAAGGAAUCUUCAUCUCUAGAGUGACUGAGGGUGGACCAGCAGAUCUUUCAGAUCUCAGGGUGGGUGACAAAGUGCUAUCAGUGAAUGGCCAGCCUGUAGUUGAUGUUGGUCAUUAUGAUGCUGUUGAGGUGCUGAAGAAGUCGGGUUACAAAUUGGUGCUUGUGGUGACAAGGGAAGUUCCAAGACUUGUCCCUGUUACAGCAAAGCUUCCUGAGAUUACACCAUCUCCAUCCCCUGGUUCUACUCCAACCUUCAGGCAACAUGGUGUUGCUUCCAACCUAGAUUCUGCUUGCUCGAGCCUUGGCACCAGUCGAGCGCCAAGUGCUACUUCUCAUGUGUCUGCUACAACUUCUGGAUUUGAAAGUGCGAGUAAGGGAGAGAAUGGUCAAGUUUCUGGAGAUCAUAACCAUGAACAUAAAGCAAAGCCUCAGCCUAUUAAGAAGAUACCUGAACCAAUCAAGACAUCAAAAGAUGUUGAGACUCGCCAACAGACUGUCCACAUAACAUUAAUCAGAGACCAGAAUGGCCUCGGGUUCAGCAUAUCUGGUGGCAAAGGAUCUCCACCUUAUAAAGAUAACUCUGAUGCCAUCUACGUUUCUCGAAUAACGGAAGGUGGUGCAGCUGAAAAGGAUGGAAAAUUACAAGUGGGAGAUAGGGUGAUAUCAAUUAAUGGUGUUGACAUGGAGGGUGCUCGACAUGACCAGGCAGUAUCAAUGCUGACUGGUCUUGAGAGAUUUGUCCGUCUGGUGGUGGAGCGAGAGGUGUUGGUUCCUCGUGAGUCAUUGUGUAGCAGCCCAUCUCCCUCACCAAGCCCGGGCUCAGAGAAGUCCCCUCGCGUGUUUGGUGUCCCAAAACCAUAUACUGGACUGUAUAGUGCCAAUAGCUACAUGGCAAACCGGCCCGGUUAUAGUGGUUACAGGCGACCGAUAUCUGAGAGAACCGGUGGUACAAGCUUUGGAAAGUUGCCUGGACUUAGAAAUGAAACGUCCGAAACAGUAAAAGAUAGUGAUAAGAAAACAGUUAGUGCAUUGUCAGACACUCAUCAUUCAGAUGCUGCAAAAUGUGCCAGUGCCAAUGCCAAUACCAGUGUUGAUGCGAGGGUAGAACCCCCACGUCCUGCCCCCCGUCGUGUUUUUCAGCCACAGAGCUCGGAUACUUCUGCUCCUGCACCUGAGACCACAUCAGAACCAGUUCAGGUACUUCCAAAGCCCAUCACCAAUGAGGAAUUCCAAGCAAUGAUCCCUGCUCGGUUCCUUCAAUCAUCCUCCGCCACAGAUCCCACGCCAGAGACCCCUGGGCCCACUGUGACAGUGACUAUCAAGCAACCUGACCACUCAGCUGGGGACAUCAAAUUCCCUCCUGCCCCAACAACUCUCGGUAAAGUGACAGAGACCAUCACAAAGAGCACCUUCACCGAGACAGUUGUGACUCGGGUCACAGAGAACAAGGAGGUUCUUCCCGUCAUCAUAGAGGAGGUGACACUUGUUAAAGAGGGUGGUUCAUUAGGAUUCAGUAUUAUUGGAGGAACAGACCACUCGUGUAUGCCCUUUGGAGCAAGUGAACCAGGCAUUUUCAUAUCACAUGUGGUUCCAGGUGGAAUAGCUGCUCGGUCAGGGAAGUUAAGAAUGGGGGAUCGAAUCCUCAAAGUGAAUGGUGAAGAUGUGACCAAAUCAAGCCAUCAGGAAGCAGUGCUGAAACUUUUGAAACCUGGAGAUGAAAUAGUUCUCGCCAUCCAGCAUGAUCCCUUGCCAGAGGGCUAUCAGCUGGUCGAGGUUGAAUAUAUACAUGUCACAGAGAUGAGAAUAGUAAAGGCAGAAGGAGAGAAACUGGGAAUGCAUAUCAAAGGUGGACUGAGAGGUCAUCGUGGUAACCCAUUGGAUCGUACAGAUGAAGGUGUCUUCAUUUCCAAAAUCAACUCUGGUGGGGCUGCGAAGAGGGAUGGCAGACUCAAGGUGGGGAUGAGGCUUCUGGAAGUCAAUGGUAUUUCUCUGUUAGGUGCCUCACAUCAAGAAGCAGUAAAUGUGCUUCGGAAUUCAGGGAAUGAGAUAACGCUUGUGGUCUGCAAGGGUUAUGACAAAGCUGAGGUAGACAGGUUAUUAACAGAAGGAAAGCUCAGCAGAGAAUCCAAGUCCGUCUCUCAGAGUGUGUCUAGUCUUGAUCGUGAUGAUGAAGAUACAACUACACUGAGACAGGAACAGGAAAUGAAGCAGGAAUUGGUAGAGUGGGAAAAAGAAGAACAAGAGCGGAGAGACAAGGAAUUGGCGAUUCAGCAGGGACAGCAAAUUGUGUCUCUAGCUGAAGCAGCUAGGGAAAAGUCAACUCCAGAGAGGGUACUGGAUGUGGUGAGAGCAGCGGAGCUGCUGGUGAACAAACCUUCCAGUCCGACGGAGAUACUGGUACCAAAGUCUCCAGGUGGUCCUAAGACAGAUCUGAAAACGACCACCAUUGUAAUGAGCAAGCACACACUAGCUCCACAGUCCAGCACGUCUGUUUCUGGUGGGGCCACCCCCCUUGCUGGUGCUUCUACUACGCUUCCUCGCACGUCUCCAAAUCAAGCUAACCUGACAGCAUCCCAACAGUAUGCAACAUUGCCUUUGCAAGCGAGUAUUUCCAAAACACAAGCUUCACAACCUCAUGCAGCAGAGAAGAUGGAAAACACUCCAUCUCCAACUUCCCAACCCUCUGUACCCGCAUAUGCUUCAGCACUGGGUGAUGCUGCCACACAUCCAGUGCAGUUUAGUGCUUCCCCUGCCAAAUAUGCUACACUUCCCACACAGACUGCCUUUAUAAAUCAAGGCUCCUAUUCUGCUGCUGUUCCUGCAACAGUUCACUACACUGUUCAAGUUCCAAACUAUGGCAUCCCCCCUUUACCACAGACAGCCCCACCCCAUCCUCCCCAUGGCUUUCCACCUUAUCCUUACAAGUUGUACACAGAACAUGCCUCUUCUUCCAUUCCUUUCCCAAAUUAUUCCACUUUUCCAACCCAGACAGAUGCAGCAAAUAAAGACAAUCCAUUGAACAGCCCGCAGAUUGGUUAUAGUGCUAGUAGUACUCUCCCAGUUCAGUCUCCUUCAGUGGCAUUUAAUGUAUCUACUGAAGAAGUUGUACAACCCUCUUCACAGACUCAGUACAAACAAUAUUCCACCCUCCAAAAUUCCACUACCUCUUCAUCUGCGGAAGGAGCUGUACCACCCCGAUCACACACACUGUAUAGCCAAUAUUCUGCCCUCCCACCUUCCACUACCACUUCAUUCACUGAGACAGCCAUAUUAUCCCCACCACACACAUUGUAUAGCCAAUAUUCCAGUCUCCCACCCUCCACUGUCACACAUGAUGAGGCAGACAUUUAUUCUUCCACGGAUGACUUAUUGGAUCCUAUUACUCGCAGCCGCAAACCAAAUGCACGACUUUCUGGAAAGAAGAUUGAUCCAGUGGAGGGUGUGAACAAUGCUGAAGUGAUAAAGAAGACGUCGGUGAGCGACAAAAUGAAGUUCUUUGAGAAAGCUAUGGAAGAACAGCACCAGCCUUCUCCAAAGCCAGAAAAGGUUUUCAGCUUUUUAAGUCAGGAUGAAGUGGAACGCAUGAAGCAGGAGGAAGAAAAGAAGAUAGCUGCUCUUUCAAAAGAUGAACUCAAAAAUUGGACACAAUUAGAUGAAGCUGAGGAAGAUUAUGAUGAUGCUGAGAAUCAUACAAACAAGUCACUUGCUAGACCACCAAGUGGUAUGGGUAGCGUGCGGACUGCCAAGGCUGAGCGCAGAAUGAAAGAGAAACUGCAGCAAGAGGGGCUCUUGACUGAUGACGAUGAUGACAAGGAGUUGUCACCAGCGGAACAAAGGGCGCUGAAGGCAGAGAAGCGAGCAGCUUGGAGGCAAGCAAGGCUGAAAUCUCUGGAACAGGAUGCAUUGCAAGCACAAAUGGUCAUCAAGAAGAUGAGUGAAAUGAUUGAUUCAAAGCCAAGUAGUCAGGACCCAGGGAUUGGUGCUUCUGUACCCAAUAACAAUGGUGCAGUUACAGAUAAAGAGAAUAAUAUUGAGUUGCGCACCGCAUUACGGCCCUCUAGUGAUGAUUUUCCCAAGCUAUCUCUGCGUGCCAAAGAGGGCACAACUAAGGUGCGUGAGUCGGAGAGGGUUGUCGGGGAAACGGUGACACAACGUACAGAAGAGUACGUAGAUGAGAACACGGGGGAAAAGAAAGUCCGCACCAUAGAGUAUGUUGAAAAGCUGAUUGAGAGAGAGGUUGAGACAUUGAAGGAAAAGAUUAUUUCGUUGGAGUUAUCAAAUGCUGAAAGUGAGAAGGAAGGUGAAGACAAAGUAAAUGGUGAUGAAGAUGAAGAUGAAGAAGUAGAGGGGGAUCAUCCUACUUCUCCUGUGUCCCCAACUCCUUCAGAAGAACCUGUAGGUGGACCCAUGGGGAACAGGAAACGGAGGCGUAAACGAUCCAAGAGGGGAAAACAUUAAGUUUUUACAUCGUAUCACACAUAUCAUCACAUUCAAAUAUCACAAUAUUGUGAUAUGAAAGAUCACAUGAUUAUAAUUUAAUGUUUUUCGUGGUGGCAGGUGUGGGAUUAUAGUGAUACAACUGACCAGCAGAAGAAUAAUAAUGUGAAAGGUAUGUAUUAGGGCCAAUCAAAGAGCACUUUCCUUUGCGAUAAUUUGAUUCAUAUAAGUAAUUUUCAGACUAUUUUAACAUUGUCACUGCUGACACAAGGCUAUUUGCUGAGAAGUUACAAAAUGGUAGGAAAGAGUUAAAGCAUUUUUAAUGUAAAACAUAUGGGAAGUGUUUUAAAAAUGUUUAGUCGUAUAUAGUAAACAGUUUAGUAUUUUAAUGUGAUGGUGCUGAACAAUAAUUGGCCCCCUGCAUACCUCUCAUUUUUGUGUCAUAAUUAUUUUAUAUAUUUUUUAUAUUUGACCCAAAUAAUAUUUUUGAUGAACAUUUUUUACAAUGAUGAUCUGUUGAACACAUCACAAAUUUUAAUGGUAUGGGGAUUUGGGCUUUUUUUAUUUAAUUAACAGAUCAUUUAACACAUUCUGCUAGAAUUAAGUAUUUAACCUAACACAUUCAUGAUUCAUUUACAUGUAUUUCAUGAUAAUUGUACAAAGAAUAGCAUUUAUAUAGACAUAUUUGUAAGAAUUUAUUUAAUAACCAAUGUAGAAUACAUAUUAGAAGGUUUAACAAACUUGGGAUGAAUAAUAUUAUUAAUUGCAGUUAUGACUGGACACAUCAUCAUCAGUUUAACAGAUUAGUGUCAGUAACUUCACAGCCAUUGCUGUGAUGAGACUGCUGCUUGAUCUGAUAUUGUAUACAGUGUUGCCACUGCUACUUGUCCAUAGUAUAGAGUAAGUAUUGUCAUUCCACUGAGUGCUACUAUGACUUUGAGAGUGCAUGUACAGUGUAAAUUUUGUUGUGUCGUAGGCUCAGUCCCAUUUCAAGAUGAAGUGAACUGUUUAAUUUCAUGAAAUAAUUUUUCUUCAGUUUUCUGUGAUGUUGAUGUGGAGAAUCUGCAUUUCCUUACCUUGACAUGGUGUUUUAUGUAUUUACAGAUUUUAAGACAGAUUGUUUAAAAAUAUAUUUGCAAAGAUAUUGAUA
Messenger RNA from Zootermopsis nevadensis, 7308 nucleotides. The record is from RefSeq and is a predicted model, not a curated record. NCBI's taxonomy places the organism in Eukaryota, Metazoa, Arthropoda, Insecta, Blattodea, Termopsidae.